This is a messenger RNA of Symsagittifera roscoffensis, 1636 nucleotides long. RefSeq names its product 10 kDa heat shock protein, mitochondrial-like. Gene Ontology annotation, molecular function: ATP binding; protein folding chaperone; metal ion binding. Lineage: Eukaryota; Metazoa; Xenacoelomorpha; Acoela; Convolutidae. Gene Ontology annotation, cellular component: mitochondrial matrix. The record is from RefSeq and is a predicted model, not a curated record. The transcript has 3 exons. Bases 131 to 472 code for a protein of 113 amino acids.
GAUUUGUUUUUGUGCGUCUUCUGUUCUCUCUCUUCUGAACAGAUCAGCUGCAACUGAGCAUCUCAUUCUGUUCCAAGUGUCUCAACACACUACUCUGCAUUCAUCCGUUAAUCCAUCUAUCCUUCACACAAUGUCCAGUGGCGGUGGUGUUGUGAGGAAGUUGAGACCCCUGUUCGACCGGGUGCUGGUGGAGAGGGUGGCCAAGGAGACGAGGAGUAAGGGGGGCAUCAUGUUGCCAGAGAAGAGUGUGGGCAAAGUGCUGGAGGCCACUGUAGUCGCCUGUGGGCCUGGAAAGAGGGACGAAAAGGGGUCAGUGAUUCCGCUGAGUGUGAAGUUGGGGGACAGGGUGCUACUGCCGGAGUUCGGGGGCACCAAGGUCCAGUUGGAAGAUGAGGGGGGCAGAGAGUACCACCUGUUCAGAGACACCGAGAUCCUGGCCACCUUUCACCCCACAGAAGCAGAUGACUCAUAAGAGGCGAGGGGAGGGGGACACAAAUAAAAGAGAAGAGGAGAGAUGAAACGGAAACAACACUAUAGUGAAAAACAUCAUCAUCAUCAUCACUGCAUUUUGCUCAGAGAGAACAAUCAAAAUAGGGAGACAUGCAAACGAGCAAAUGAAGGAUAUAACUGGACUGAAUUGAAAAGAGCAGCAGCUGAGCUGACAAUUGUUCAAAACUACUACAUAGACUAAAACAUUUAAACUGCUGACCAGUAUUGAUUUAUAACCAAUUGAGAUGUAAGGAACAUGUGCUUGCACUUGUACUUAAUUACACGGGGCCUAGGAAGUUAGACGAUAAGCAAAUUAGACGGAUGCUACAAAAACGAAAUUGAUUACAGAUCUGGCAUUUUAGACGAAAAAAACUAUGAAAAGGAAAGGGCCAACGAAAUUUUUUCUUAAGACUCAAGUUUCAUAAAUACAAAAAGAACGUAAAAUGUCAAUGCCUAUCAAAACAAUUAGUUUAAAUGAACAUAAAAUGUCAUAUACGAUAUUUACAGGAGAGUUUUGAACUGAAUAAAUUAUGCAUGAUUGACUGGUUAAAUUUUUGGCCACCGAAAUUUAACUGUUGUCUGCAAAUAAUCUUAAUCUUUCUCAUUUUCGUCUAUUUUCUCACAAUUGCACUUUUGCAAAAUGGUCUAAUUUCAUUUCAAGAACCUCCGUCUAAUUUGCUUAUCGUCUAAAUUCUCAACCCCCAUUUACACAGCUGAUGUGAAAACUACUAAUGUUUGUUCAUUAUGAACCAAUUGUUUUAUGGCCAUGAAAUGUACCUUUUUUACGUCCAAAUCAUGAGCACAAUCCUCAUUCGGGAGCUUGUUUCGUUUCUUAUGCUGCAGUAUCUCAACUAUUUGUACUCCCGAUAUUUCUCGUGUCAUUUAAUCAGAGUGGCGAUAUUGAUGAUUUGGUGUUAUCUAAAUCAGCCUACAUGUAAACGUUAGACAUUUCUUAGCUGCAGUUUUAUGAUAAUCUGAAUUGCAACCAGUAUAUCUUUGAUCCCUGUCCCUUUCUCUCUCUCUCUCUCUCUCUCUCUCUCUCUCUUGCUCUUAAGUUGUCUUCCUUUUCUGAUUGCAGUUUGUACCUCUUUUGAAAUGAAUCUCCAGCUGAAAUUGAAAUACUCAAGACAAUUCAUUUUUUGCUUUG